UUUGUUUUCUGUCCGUUAGACCCAGAUUCUCUCUCUCUUCUUUCUCUCUCCUGAUCUCAAUUUCACCCUGCUUUGUAACAUGACCAGUAGCUGUUGCUUUUGCAUUACGAAUCAAUUUCACCGGUGAUGAAUCCAGUCACGGAGGCCCUACCGCCAUUGCCGCCGCAGCCCCACCGUCCCUCCACCUCCUGCGACCGUCACCCACAAGAACGUUUCACUGGUUUCUGCCCUUCAUGUCUCUGCGAGCGUCUUGCUGUUCUAGAACCUUCUUCGACUUCUACCUCUUCUCGAAAACCACCGCUUAACUCCUCCGCCGCCGCUGCCGCUUUAAAGGCCAUUUUCAGACCCUCUGCCGGCGCUGGUUUUCCCUCGGCUGCAUCUGGCCGGAAUAAACCGUCCUCGUUUUUUCCUGAGCUUCGUCGGACUAAGUCGUUCUCGGCGUCAAAGAACGAAGGGUUUUCCGGCGUUUUUGAGCCUCAGAGGAAAUCCUGCGACGUUAGGGCGCGGAAUACUCUGUGUACUCUUUUCACUCAGGAUGAUGAACGGAAUCCGUUGAAGAAUGAAGCUCCUCCGGUUAGUAAUGGCGGUGUUCACAUUGAGGAUGAACCGAGAAACUUGGCUUCUUCGUCUGAGGAAGAACAAGACGAAACGGAAACUGAACCUGAAAUUGAGAUUUCUGUGGAAUCCAAUGCCGGUAACGUAGUGGACGACAGAGUUCAAGAAAUCGUUGAAGAAGAUGAAGAAGAAGAACAAGGCGAGGAAGAGGAUCAUGAAGAACCAAGUAGGGCGGAAACGGAACUGGUUCAAGACGAUUUCAAGAGCAUAAAGGAUCACAUAGAUCUCGAUUCCCAACCUAAGAAACCCUCCGGUCGUGAUUUCAAGGAGAUUGCCGGCAGUUUCUGGUCCGCCGCCUCUGUUUUCAGCAAGAAAUGGCAGAAAUGGAGAGACAAACAGAAGCUCAAGAAACAGAGAAAUGGCGGUAGCUCCGUUGCAUUGCCGGUGGAGAAGCCGAUCGGCCGUCAAUUCAGAGAAACUCAGUCGGAAAUCGCCGAUUACGGCUAUGGCCGCCGAUCUUGCGAUACUGAUCCUAGAUUCUCCCUCGACGCCGGCCGAAUCUCCUUCGAUGAUCCUCGUUACUCCUUCGAAGAACCGCGAGCUUCUUGGGAUGGCUAUUUAGUAAGCCGUACUUUCACCAGAAUGCCGACGAUGCUCUCUGUUGUUGAAGAUGCUCCGAUUCACGUUUCUCGAACCGAUACUCAAAUUCCGGUUGAAGAGCCUGCAAUUCCCGGCAAUGACGACGAAACCGUCCCUGGUGGUUCAGAACAAACCAGAGAUUAUUACUCCGACUCCUCUCGCCGGAGAAGAAGCCUCGACAGAUCAAGCUCGUUAAGGAAGACGGCGGCAGCCGUCGUAGCGGAUAUGGACGAGGUCAAAUCAUCCUCAAACGCGAAAGUCUCUCCGGCCACCGCCGAUUUCUUCUCCGGUCCAAAAUUGGUAGUUCCAGACAAAAUCCAAAGAGAUUCCAACUCGAAUUCCUUGCGAGACGACUGUUCGGAGACCUUCGAAAUCCCUUUCAGAAACGGCGAGCGUAAGGAGGCGAAAAAGUCCCGGCGGUGGGGCAAAGGCUGGAACAUUCUGGCGUUUAUCCACCGCCGAAACGGCAACAAAUACGAAGACGACGACCGAUACAGCAGCAGAACGAACGGCGUAACCAGAUCCUUAUCGGAAUCAUGGCCGGAAUUUCGAGGCGAUCGAAACGGCGACGUUAGAGCAAUCGGAGGAAUCGGGGGAACGGGGUUUAAUCCCAAAAUGAUGAGAAGCAAUAGCAGUGUGAGCUGGAGAAGCUCGCAGAGCAACAACAAUGGCGGAUCGUUUGGGAGCAGCAUGAGAAAGAGCAACAAUGGCGGAUUGUGGAGGAAGAAGAAAGAAGAUUUGGUGUUGGAGAGAAAUCCUAGUGCGAGAUAUUCACCGAACGAGGUCGUCGACAAUGGGCUGUUACGAUUUUAUCUUACGCCGAUGAAGGGUGGUGGCAGCCGUCGUGGGGGGAUUGUGAAGAACCGGCCAAAUCCGGCACAGUCCAUUGCCAGAAGUGUACUGAGACUGUACUGAAAAAUCAAGAAGAAGAUGAAGAACAUGAUCAAAAGAUGGUGUAAUGUUUUUGUUGAAUUUGGUGGUGAAUUUCUGUGUAUUUUUUUUGUUGGAAUUGGAUU
This is a messenger RNA of Cucurbita moschata (crookneck pumpkin), 2210 nucleotides long. Its product is annotated as UPF0503 protein At3g09070, chloroplastic-like. The record is from RefSeq and is a predicted model, not a curated record. The coding region runs from base 127 to 2109 and encodes 660 amino acids. The transcript has a single exon. NCBI's taxonomy places the organism in Eukaryota, Viridiplantae, Streptophyta, Magnoliopsida, Cucurbitales, Cucurbitaceae. Gene Ontology annotation, cellular component: plasma membrane.